This is a messenger RNA of Aspergillus tanneri, 816 nucleotides long. RefSeq lists its product as uncharacterized. The record is from RefSeq and is a predicted model, not a curated record. The transcript has a single exon. Lineage: Eukaryota; Fungi; Ascomycota; Eurotiomycetes; Eurotiales; Aspergillaceae. The coding region runs from base 1 to 816 and encodes 271 amino acids.
AUGAAACUCGCACUGUUGACCCUCGCCUCCGCUGUCUGCGCCCAAGCCAAUCUUUGGCGCGCUUAUGCCGGCCUCUCCACCAACGCAUAUCAGAAACGAUUUGACGAGCUCGUGUCGCAGGGAUACCGACUGACCUCUGUGGACGGCUACGUGCAAGACGAUGAGCCCGCCUUCGCCGUCAUCUUCGAACAGAAGCCCUCUCCGGCGUGGCGCUCGCACUCUGGCCUGACCUCUGAUCAAUACCAUGCUAAAUUCGAAGACUACCUCAACCAGGGAUACCAUGUUGUGCAGGUGAAUGGAUACACCGUCAACGGAACGGACUAUUACGCGGCUAUCUGGGACAAGUCGCCCGUUGGACCCUGGGCCUCCCGUCACGGCAUGUCUACCAAGGGCACGCAAAAGUACUUCAACGCCUACAGGGACGAGGGAUACCGCAUGACGCACAUCAGCGGAUACGAAGUGUCCCACGAGGCGCGCUAUGCCGCCGUGUGGGAGAAAUCUGAUGAUAAUUCCACGGCGUGGGAGUCGCGUGGGAACCUGACAGCCUCCCAGUACCAGAGCACCUUUGACGAUUUCGUCAAGAAGGGAUACCGUCCUGUGCACGUCGACGGAUACGAGGUCGAUGGCGAGGUGUAUUAUGCUGCUAUCUUCGAGAAGUCUUCGUCUGGACCGUGGGUGGCGCAUCAUGGACUUAACGCCGCCGCAUUCCAGAAGGAGUUUGAUGCCCUCCUCAAGAAGGGGUAUGCUCUGCGCACUCUCAGUGCUUAUAACGACGGGGACAAACCGCUGUUUGCGGGUAUCUGGGUGAAGCCAUAG